UUAAUUUUUAAUUUGAGAAUAGUUUAAAUUUAGUCUACCCUGUUUACAAAAGUGACCAGUGCGCUAUAUUUAGCUUUCAACCCUCAUGCGAUGUUCGUCAUCCACUAAGAAAACUAUAUAAGCGCUACUUACGAGCAGUUCGAGCAGUUCACUGUCAAACAACGUGGUGUGAUCAUUCAAGUCGAUGGGUGGUAGCACGAUGGUGUUCACUCUGGACGUCUUCCGCGGAGCGAGUACGGGGCCCGGACCCCGCUCUCGGUAGUCUCGCAUUAGACACCCCAGUAACAGCCCCACCUUCGUGCGAUUCUUCUCCUUCGUGCUCAAAACCUUUGAAGAUUUUCAAAGUUUGUGGGAUCUGAAAGCCUAACUCCAAACGACCACCACGUCAGCUUCUAUUCGGACAUACACCUUCACAAAUCCAGUCGAGAUUCACAAUAAUUUCCUACGAGCCGGUGUUACUGAGGUGUCGGUGUUUGGUCGAUGCGGAAAGAGGGAAGAAAAAUUACUCGAAUGGCAAUGGAGUUAUUGGUGGAGGUUUACUGCUGUGGCAAGGACAAGAAAAGACAAAAAAAAUCAACGAAAAAGAUCCUGGAGCUGAUUAGGAGUCUGCCCGACCGCACAAAGCUUGAGGAGGCGUUCAAUCUUCCAAUGUCUUCCUCGGAAGCGUCAUCAUCAGUCCAGAAUGCAUCGAGAUUCACAAGACACCCACGUAAUUACCUGCGGAAUGAGGACUUCGAGAGUGAUGGGGAUACCACGGCUCCCACCAUUCAAGAUGAGGUAGUAGUAAUCAAAAACGCUCUGCCUUACCCCUCCCCGAAAACAUUUGCAUGCUUUGAUUCCUCCGAUGAUUAUUGUGAUAUGAGUGCGCAAAAUGAAGAAUUCGACAAAAUGACGCAAAAUAUCGAAGAGCGGAUUAAAGCUUUCCGCUUUGAACCUGACUAUCCCUCCGCACGCGUUGCCAGAUUGAACGAAUUGGAAAAGAUUAAAAACAAGGCAAGACCUAGCACUGUUGCCGACAGAUCCAGCAGAAACAAGUCCAUGGCAUGCUAUAGAACUUUCAUAAAAGAAAUAGAUCGCAGGGGCAUUAGGUUAAGAAACCCACCAAAGAAUAAACCCUCCACUUCAAGGACAGAUUCAACUUCGCAUGCACCCAGAUCAUCCACCUCACAAAUGCAGUCACAAUCCUAUUCCUCACGCCUCCAUUCCGAAGCAAUUUCGCUACCUUCAACUCACCAUCAUCAUCAGUCACCUUCUGAAUCGUUUCAGGAUAGUAAAGUCGCAAGCCAACGGAGUGACAGGGACAGCACCUUCGCCAGUGAAAUACCCUCGGAUGAUUGUUCAAAAACAGAGAUUGGAGAACUGAGAGUAAUCGCAGAUCUGAAGUUUAAAGGUAUGGUCGAACGGAGUUUGAAUGCUUUGAAGGAGUGCAGGUCCAUUUUCGAAUGUGGGAUUGAACCUGCUGAUGGACGGGAGGAUUUCGAACGCAGAAAGAAACGAACCGUUGCAUUCAUUUCCAGAUUCUCCAGACAUUUUCUUUACCAAUUGAUACGGAUUAAAAUUGAAAUUGAAAACAUUGUGAAUCCACUGGGGAACGCAUACAAGGCAACCAACUCUGUCAUUCUGGGCCAGAAAUUUUACAAUGCUUACAACACCAUUUACCAAGCAUUGACUGCUUACAGAAAACACCUUCCAACUGGCGCAUUGAAUGGAAUGCCCCCAAAGUUUCGAGAAUUAUUGGACCUUAUUAUCAAGUUGAACGAAAUGUAUAAUAGCGUAUGUGAUAAACCCUGUGUAGGAGAAACUAUGAUCGAUGUAAGUGUUUGCAAAGUGUUUAUAGAAAAAGUUAAAGAUUUUUUCGUUAGUUGCUAUCUGAGGUCUGUCACAACAUGCUCAAUGAUUCCCUGUUGCUCAACGCGCAUGGCUCCAACAAUUCCGCAACAUUCCAGACGUCGUACGGUUACCACUGGAAGCAACACAUCAGAACAACAAAUCCAGAAGCGUUUAUCCAUGUAUAGCUCUUCCAGAGAUGGCUCUUCAAAGAAUGUACCUCCACAGAAGUAUCAAGUGGCUUCAAAAUACAGAACAGCUACUUUCAAGCAUCGCCCACCACCACAACCUGUAUCAACACCUGAGGAAGCUCCAUCAAAGCUCCUCCGUAGAAGGAGGAUACCACAAGUGGAGCCGCUUGAUUUGAAUAAAUCUCCAAGGGAAGCGGGACCUACCAGUAGAAGACGUUCUCAACCAUUGGGAGUGAUGGAUAUCGACAGUGAUGUAUCCACAUUUGUCGAGGACACUGCCUUUGACCAAGGUUACAACUUAGUUGAUCCGAAAUAUGGCGAUACAGAGAGUAUGCAGAGAUACGCUCAGGAAUUCUUCAAUCGCGUCACCAAAGGAACUCAGCCAAUGUCUACUGAGGAAUAUGGUUGUAUACUAGAUCAUUUCCUGGAGAUUGUUGGUGAAGAGAAGUUAGCAAAUGAUGUAUCAAAACCGCGGAAAACUCAACAAUUGCUGGAAAUCAAGUUUCAGCAACCGAUUGCAAACAUGAGCUUUGAAGGCUUCGUCAACAGUCUGAUCCACCAUGCAAAUUCACAAACGCGCUUACUACAAAGAACUCCAACUCCGUACAGUAGCCCGAAGAAGUCCUUCAAGAGCCGGACGAUUUCUGUGACUGGCCCUGACAAUGCAAAGUUGUUCUGCGUGAAAGAGGCGCAGUCGGAUGAAGGAUGCAGUGAUGUUAUGGCACAGAUACAAAUGAUGGAUCCAAAUAAUCAACUUCUGCGGAAGCUGAGCAGUUUGAGUAUUACCCAAUGCACGGAUUCCAAUGAGUUGAUUUAUAAAGAGAAAGAGCAUUUGGUUGAGGGGAAAUCACCGUUGAAACAGCUGAAACUCAAGAAAGUUCCGGUGAGACAACCGCACUUCACCGAGAAAAUGAAUGGGAAAGAUCUUCCUUUACUGUCAAUCCUGCCAAAAGAACAAAUUUUGAAAUUGAUUGAAUAUAAACUGCAAUUUCAUACCGAUGCUAAAGCGAGUUUCCUUUAUCAAAGGAGUCCUGACUUUUGUGCAUGGUUAAUCAUCUCACGAAUUGCUGAUACCUUGUUAGAAGAAACUGUGCAAGCUGUAGCGCGUGAUAUCCAAGUGGAUAAGCUCCUGGAGAAAAUCUACCUUCAAGAAUUCCAAUGACAAUGCGCCAGCAUCCAAGCACAUCCGAAAUUUGUCAUGUUACAUACAUUCGGCCAAAGAAACUGUCAAUAAUUUUCUUAAACUAUUUAAAAUUGCAUUCCACAGUGUCUUUUGGCAACAUUUAUUGAAAAUAAGUAUUUAUUGGUAGGAAUCAUACUUUAUUCCUUGUAACUUGGGUUGCAUACAGUCAAUGUUCAAAGAGACAAAAUUCUAAACUUAUCUUGAACUUUAUCUCUUCUCCUUUUUAUACUCGCCACAAAUGUUACUACGAAAUAAAAAUAAAGUCAAUAUUUAACUCUU
Molecule: messenger RNA, 3480 nt
Organism: Dalotia coriaria
Lineage: Eukaryota; Metazoa; Arthropoda; Insecta; Coleoptera; Staphylinidae
Source: RefSeq, a predicted model, not a curated record